Molecule: messenger RNA, 600 nt
Organism: Cadophora gregata
Lineage: Eukaryota; Fungi; Ascomycota; Leotiomycetes; Helotiales; Ploettnerulaceae
Exons: 3
Coding region: 1-600 (199 amino acids)
Cellular component (GO): membrane; cytoplasm
Source: RefSeq, a predicted model, not a curated record
AUGCCUUCUCCAAUCGUCAACACGACGAUACAGUCGUGUGUGCUAAAUGCGACGAGCAACAUCAUCGCGCAGUUCCUCACCGCAUACAGAAGCAGCGCAUCAUACACAAUAAACUGGAUACCUGUCCUGCAGUUCACACUCUUCAACGCGCUAAACUGUCCACCAAAUUUCCUCUGGCAAUCCUUCCUCGAAUCCUCCUUUCCCUCAACCUACCUCGUCCCCUCCGACUCCGCCAUCGCCGCCGCCGCCAAAAACGACGAAAAAGAGCUCGACCGCGAAGAAUCCACCCACACACUCCUUGAAUCCAAGCUCUCCAUCCGCAACACGCUGAUCAAAUUCCUGCUCGACCAGACCAUAGGCGCGACAGUCAACACACUGCUGUUCUCGCUGGUGUUUGCUGGGUUUAGAGGAGAGGGGUAUAAGGAGGCGGUGGGGAUUGCGGCGGAGGAGUUCUGGCCGUUGAUGAGGGCUGGGUGGACGGUGUGGCCGUUGGUGAGCUUGCUGAAUUAUUCGGUCGUGAAGAGUGUGGAGGGGCGGGCGUUGGUGGGGAGUUUGGCGGGGAUGGGGUGGGGGGUUUAUUUGAGUUUGGUGCAGAGUUGA